AUGUCGACGGACCAUCAGGAAGCAGCAGACAUAGACUCUAUUGUCGACAGAUUACUAGAAGUAAGAGGCUCUAGACCCGGUAAACAAGUCACUUUACAAGAACACGAGAUUCGUUAUCUCUGUACUAAGGCAAGAGAGAUUUUUAUCCAGCAACCUAUCCUCUUGGAGUUGGAAGCACCAAUCAAGAUAUGUGGAGACAUUCACGGUCAGUACUAUGACUUGUUGCGAUUAUUCGAAUACGGCGGUUUCCCUCCCGAGGCAAACUAUCUUUUCCUUGGUGACUAUGUCGAUAGAGGUAAACAGAGUUUGGAGACUAUUUGUCUCUUGUUGGCCUACAAAAUUAAGUAUCCCGAAAACUUUUUCAUCUUGAGAGGAAACCACGAGUGUGCCUCAAUCAACCGUAUUUACGGAUUCUACGACGAGUGUAAGAGAAGAUACAAUAUCAAGUUGUGGAAAACAUUCACCGAUUGCUUCAAUUGCUUGCCCAUUGCUGCGAUUAUCGACGAAAAGAUCUUUUGUAUGCACGGAGGCUUGUCGCCAGACUUGAACUCGAUGGAACAAAUUAGAAGAGUUAUGAGACCAACAGAUAUCCCAGAUGUCGGUUUGUUGUGCGACUUGUUAUGGUCUGACCCCGAUAAGGACAUCACGGGAUGGUCUGAAAACGAUCGUGGUGUCUCAUUCACAUUUGGCCCCGAUGUCGUAUCUCGUUUCUUGCAGAAGCACGACAUGGACUUGAUCUGUAGAGCUCACCAGGUUGUUGAGGAUGGCUACGAAUUUUUCAGCAAAAGACAGUUGGUGACUUUGUUCUCCGCUCCAAACUACUGUGGCGAAUUCGAUAACGCUGGUGCAAUGAUGUCAGUUGACGAAUCCUUAUUGUGCUCCUUCCAAAUCUUGAAGCCAGCCGACAAGAAACCAAGGUAUCCUACCGGAGGAGCCAAUGUUGGGAACAGAUCAAGUGGUGCGAACACACCGGGCAGAAAGCAAAAGAAGGCAGGGAAAUAA
Lodderomyces elongisporus is the source of this 1002-nucleotide messenger RNA. RefSeq names its product type 1 serine/threonine-protein phosphatase catalytic subunit (gene GLC7). The transcript has a single exon. Gene Ontology annotation, molecular function: protein serine/threonine phosphatase activity. Gene Ontology annotation, biological process: chromosome segregation; regulation of mitotic cell cycle. NCBI's taxonomy places the organism in Eukaryota, Fungi, Ascomycota, Pichiomycetes, Serinales, Debaryomycetaceae. Bases 1 to 1002 code for a protein of 333 amino acids. The record is from RefSeq and is a predicted model, not a curated record. Gene Ontology annotation, cellular component: nucleus; cytoplasm.